This is a messenger RNA of Solanum verrucosum, 1794 nucleotides long. RefSeq lists its product as uncharacterized. The record is from RefSeq and is a predicted model, not a curated record. The coding region runs from base 1 to 1794 and encodes 597 amino acids. NCBI's taxonomy places the organism in Eukaryota, Viridiplantae, Streptophyta, Magnoliopsida, Solanales, Solanaceae. The transcript is spliced from 3 exons.
AUGGACUCUGUGAUUGACCUUAUGCAUGAUUUAGUUGACCCAAAGCUAGAGAUACCUGAUAAUUUCUUUAAGGCAAAGAGGUUGGUAUCAAAGUUAGGAUUGUCAUCGAUGAGAAUUCAUUGUUGUGAAAAUGGUUGCAUGUUAUACUAUAAGGAUGAUAUUGAUCUAGAAUCGUGUAAGUUUUGUGGAAAAUCUUGUUAUAAGCAGACUCCUAGUGGGAAGAAAGUUCCUAUUAAGGCGAUGCAUUACUUACCUCUUAUACCAAGGUUAAAGAGGUUGUAUGCAUCUAAUAGAUCUGCUCCUCAUAUGAGAUGGCACCAUGAAAAUAGAAGACCACCUGGUGUUAUGUGCCAUCCUUCCGAUGGAGAGGCCUGGAAGCAUUUUGAUAGAACAUAUCCACAGUUUGCAACCGAACCACGGAACAUUAGAUUGGGUUUAUGUUCAGAUGGAUUCACGCCACAUUCUGUUUCUGCUGCACCAUAUUCUUGUUGGCCUGUAUUUGUAACACCAUUUAAUCUUCCACCUGAGAUGUGCAUGACCAGUCCAUAUAUAUCUCUCAAUUGUGUCAUUCCUGGCCCACGGAAUCCAAAAGUCUUGAUUGAUGUAUACUUGCAACCUUUGAUUGAUGAGUUGAAACAAUUGGUGGAUCAUGAGUUUAGGAGUAUGAAAAAUGCAUUCAGAAAGAAUACUGUUGAACAAGGUUGUCCUCCUCCAAUCUUGACUGGAGAACAAGUUUGGGAGAGGGUUCAACAAUUUCCAAAGGUUACAGAAGAACAGCUGUACAAAUUUGAUGGAUAUGGUGUUGCACAUAAUUGGACAAAACAAAGCAUAUUCUGGGAGUUACCAUAUUGGAAGGAUAAUCUACUUCGACAUAAUCUUGAUGUCAUGCAUAUCGAAAAAAAUUACUUUGAUAAUUUAUUCAACACAGUAAUGGAUGUCAAUGGCAAGACAAAAGAUAAUGUUAAAGCUAGAAUGGACUUACCAGAAUAUUGUAGGCGAAAAGAGUUAUGGUUGCAAGAGAAACAGAACAACAAGUUCUUCAAGCCUAAGGCUAGUUAUUCAUUUACAUUGGAUCAAAAACGUAAAAUAUGUGAAUGGGUCGAGCAACUUAAGAUGCCUGAUGGGCAUGCUUCAAAUUUGGGAAAACGUGUCGAUAUGGAGCACGGAAAAUUACAUGGUAUGAAAAGUCAUGAUUGCCAUGUCUUCAUGGAAACAUUACUCCCCAUUGCAUUUAGUGGCUUGCCCGAUAGAAUUUGGAAACCUAUGACUGAAAUUAGUUUGUUCUUCAAGGACUUGUGUUCUAAUACGUUAAGGGAAGACAACCUAGUUCAGAUGGAUCAGAAUAUUCCUAUAAUUACAAAUAAGUUGGAGAAGAUUCUUCCACCUGGAUUUUUCGAUGUGAUGGAGCAUCUUCCUGUACAUCUGGUGCAUGAAGCACGCCUCGGAGGUCUGGUUCAAUAUAGAUGGAUGUAUCCAUUUGAGAGGACUAUUGGAGAGUCUAAACGGGGCAUGAAGCAAAAACUUAGACUUGAAGGCUCAAUGGUUGAAUUCCAUCUUGCUAGGGAGAUAGCUGAUUUUGGUUCUUAUUACUUCGAAAGUAGUGUGCCAUGCUUUCAAAAUAGACCCAAUCACCAUGACGAUGGUGGUGAGACUAUAAAGCCACUAUCAAUCUUCAAUCAACCAGGCAAAGGUUCAAAAAAACGUACAAGGAGGAAUCUUAGUGCCAUGGAGUUUAAGUCUGCAUCGACACAUGUCUUGUUGAAUUGCCCACAAGUUAAACCAUUUCUUGAGUAA